AUGUUUUUCAGAAAUCUUUGUUCACGCGCAGGAAAUAAAUUGUAUAAGGAAAAUUUUAUAUUAAGUAGGCGAUACACGAUUCCAUGUCAAAAUUUUAUUUCGAAUUCUCGAAAUUCAAUUUCCACCACCAAAAGGCGUUUUACUUCAACUUCCUUGACGAAUUGUGAUGAUGACUCGUCGGAGACCUCGAAAGAUGUGUCCGAUAGUAACCGUAAUGUACUAAACGAACUAUCGGAUAUGGAGAUUUCGGAACCAGUGAAAGAGUUGAAUAUGUUUAUAUCAGCCAAUCAAUAUUUCCUCGAAUACGUAAACCAUAAUACAGGGUUGCCGUGGUGGGCCACCAUCAUGGUUUCAACAAUAUUUCUUCGAUCAGUAUUCACUCUUCCGAUAGCAAUCUGGCAGCAGAAAAAUGUUGCUCGUUUGUUAAAUGCUCAACCAAGGAUAAACGAAUGCUUCGAGAAAUUGAAACAUCAGGUCGCGAGAAGGAUGCGUAGUCAAGGUCGACCUUACGAAGAAUUUCAAGCGGAAUUACAAAAAAAGUUUGAGGAAAAGAUCAAACAAAUACACCGCGAAAUUAAAUGGCAUCCACUGAAAAACUUUAUGCUUCCCUGGUUUCAGAUUCCUCUUUUUAUAUGCAUGUCUUUUACAUUACGUGAAAUGGUCAAACCUAGUAAAGAUGAAACUGAUCAUACCACAGCUGAUGACUUUGUCGAUGGCGGUAUUCUUUGGUUCUCCGAUUUAACUGCGGUGGAUUCUACCUUAUUUUUCCCUUUGGCUAUCGGGGCGACAAAUCUGUUCAAUAUUGAGUUGCACAGAUGGACCUCGAGGAACAAACAAAGUAGGAGACAGAGGAUCAUAACCAACAUCGGCCGCGGAUUGUCUAUAAUAAUGGUUCCGGUUGCAAUGAAGGCUCCGAUGGUUAGUGAUCUGUUUGUAUUGGCUUACAUCAAGCUGCUUCAGUGUAACGCAAAACAUCGUUUUCAAAUUACCGUUUAUUCAAAGAAAACUGGGAUUCCUUCCAAUACCACGUGUAUAAAACAAGAAUAA
This is a messenger RNA of Acaulospora morrowiae, 1047 nucleotides long. Lineage: Eukaryota; Fungi; Glomeromycota; Glomeromycetes; Diversisporales; Acaulosporaceae. The record is from the annotation of a GenBank genome assembly.